Messenger RNA from Seminavis robusta, 1032 nucleotides. The record is from the annotation of a GenBank genome assembly. Lineage: Eukaryota; Bacillariophyta; Bacillariophyceae; Naviculales; Naviculaceae.
AUGGCAGCCGAUGAUGAUGAAACCAACAACGAUGAUGCUCUGCUUCUCGAGCAGUGGAACAAGUACAAGCCAAACCAUACAUUCAACCUUGUCCUCAAUAAGGAGUCUAGCAAUCUAUUUGGGAAAGGAUUCCAAAAGUUUGGCUCGCCGUUGCCUUUUGUCGAUGGCCAUGCUCUAUUCACUGAGAGCCGCGAACUGGCCAAGCUACUUCGAAGCCACAUUGAUACAAUACUCCCGAACGAGGCAAUGAUUCCUUGCUGGGAGAUUGUGUUCGAAAAGGUCAUCUCUGAAGACGUUGUCAACACAUUUUCUACGGAGGUCACAGCCAGGCUUCGCCAAGCUGCUCUUCGUCUCGCAAGGACACCAGCAACCAUCUUUGGUGACCCCUUUGUCACGAUGAAUGGGGAUGCGUUUGUGAUGAAGCUGAACCCCUUUGGCGCCUCUGAGCCUUCCUUGGGAAUUCGAACGCAGCGCCAUGAUAUGGUCCUCUGGCUGGCAUCAUACAAUGUACUCGGCAACGCAUGGAGUCUUUAUAGUACACAGCCUCUCGUGGAAGCUCCUGAUCCAAGCCGGAGAGUCAUGAAGGUUACUUCUGGGAACCAAACGUUCUUUGUGACACAGAAAGCCAAAGACUCAAUGAUGGAAGCUCUUGAAAGCAACAGCAAUAAACCAACAAUGUUUUUCAGAGCCAAGGACACCAUCAGAGCUGUGGCCGACACUCUUGAAGUGGAUAUGCUGGAGUAUUCCAUGCCCCAAACAUCAGAGCAGCUUCAGGCAUUCAACUGGGACUUGGUCACUCCUGGAGAGUGGGGCACAUACCCCCAGGGAAUUGACCCGAUUCAAGAUGAUUUCGAUAAGGUGAGAGCAGUGCAUCAGGCUUCGAAAGCUGACAAGGAUGCAAAGGCUAGAUCACAAGGUCAGGCCAGCAGUAAUGUCCAAUCAUACUGCACAUAUUGCCAGAGGUGGAGAUUGUGGAGGAAUAUGAUGGCUGUUUUUCGUGCAAUGAAUCAACAGCCGAACUAUCCUUGUUGA